CCCGCCUCCCGCUCCCUCCUCGCCGCCCUGGUUCUCCUGGGGCUGGGGCAGGUGGUCUGCAGCGUCGCCCUCUUUCUCUACUUCCGAGCUCAGAUGGAUCCUACUAGAAUUUCAAAAGAACACGCACACUGCGUCAGGACACUUUUUGGACAUCAAGAAAAUACCGAUUUGCAUGAUACAACCUUUGAAAAUCAAGAAGGGAAGUUAAUGCCAGAAUCCUGUAGAAGCAUGAAGCAGGCUCUCCAAAGAGCUGUGCAGAAGGAGGUGCAGCGUGUCAUGGGAAGAGUGCCACCGAGACCAGAAAAAGCUGCAAUGGAGGCAUUAGGAAUGGAUCUGUACAAGAGGAACAAACCUGAGAAGCAGCCGUUUGCCCAUCUUAUUAUUGAUGAUAAGAAUAUUCCAUCUGGAACUCGCAAAGUGAACCUCACGUCCUGGCAUCAUGACAAAGGCCAGGCAAACUUAUCAAAUAUGACAUUCAAUGAUGGAAAACUAAUUGUUAAUCAAGAUGGUUUUUACUACCUAUAUGCCAACAUUUGUUUUAGACAUCAUGAAACUUCAGGAAACCUGACUAAGAGAGGGCUUCAGCUGAUGGUUUAUAUGACUAAGACAAACCUUAAAAUAAGGCGCUCUGAUGUGUUGAUGAAGGGAGGAAGCACCAAAUACUGGUCAGGGAAUUCAGAAUUUCAUUUUUAUUCUGUAAAUGUAGGAGGGUUUUUUAAAUUAAAAUCUGGUGAAAUGAUAAGUAUCCAGGUAUCAAACCCAUUGCUACUGGAUUCAUCACAAGAAGCAACUUAUUUUGGGGCGUUUAAAGUUAGGGAUUUAGACUGAAUCUUUUUUUAGUGUGCUGAAAACUGUUUGAGUUUUCAGUGAUCCAGAAACAACUUGAAGACAGAACUGAAUAUCUUUUGCAACCCAAUUGCAUCUGUAUAAGCCAUAUAUCUCUAAAGACACGGUUUUUUGCCCUGUGCUGACUCCAGCAGGAGUCCCACAAAUGCAUAGAAGGGCAAAAUUACAUAGUUCUCCUGAUUCAGUCUUACAGCAGUUUUACUUCAUAUGUCUCCACUGGCUUCAGUAGAGUCAUUAUGACUUUUACAUUGGUGUAGUUGAAAUCAGAGCAAUUAAUAUUAUUGAACUUCUGUUUCCAAGUUCUGCCCUGACUUUCUAACCUGUGCUACUCGUACUAGUUUUGGCGCAAACAUAAGGCAGGGCAGAACUUGGCUCCCAACUUGCAUUUAGGGCUCAGUUUUGCUUGGGGUUGAGCGUUCUGACCCUGAGACAGCAAAGGUUAUGAAAGUAUGACUAAUCUCAUUGCAUUUGAUGUGGCUUUUCACAUGCUUAGUUAAGUCUGUUCUUGCUUUGCUGG
Molecule: messenger RNA, 1363 nt
Organism: Haliaeetus leucocephalus (bald eagle)
Lineage: Eukaryota; Metazoa; Chordata; Aves; Accipitriformes; Accipitridae
Gene: TNFSF11
Product: tumor necrosis factor (ligand) superfamily, member 11
Exons: 5
Coding region: 94-828 (244 amino acids)
Biological process (GO): immune response
Cellular component (GO): membrane
Molecular function (GO): tumor necrosis factor receptor binding
Source: RefSeq, a predicted model, not a curated record